ACAAAACAAGAUUGCUAAAAAACUUAAGUAAGAUGAGAUGAGGUUAUAUAAUCAUCAUUAAUCAAUCAAUACUAUUCUGUUGGUUUCAUUGCAAUUCCGAAAAGUUGUUUUUAAAAACAAAAGUUGAAAUUAUAUACACACAUAAUAUGUACACACAUUUGCUCAUAUGAGAACAAAUGAACAUCACUAAAGCGUUCGCUGUAUAUAUUCAAAAUAAAGUUAAUUAAAAUAUCACUUACACAUUCAUAGAAACGUUUUUGUAGCUGAAUUGGAAAAAGCAAAUUCAAAUAUAAAUAUGAAUAAAAUUCGAUCGUUUUUUCCGAAUGCAAGCGCAAAUUUAGUAUUAAAUCGUAAUUCAGCGAAUUUAGAACCAGAGCUUGGAUUUCAAUUAUUAAUUGAUUUAUCACCAAAUAGCGAUGGCACAAACCAAGCCCAAAGUCAUCGAAAAAUUCAGCCACAGUUGAAUGUUAAUUUAAUAGGUGCGCGACAUCUACCAACACUUUUUGGACUUAAAUCUGUGCAAGGUUAUGUUGUUAAGGUAAAAUUAUUUCCAGGGACUACUAAGUAUGACAGUUGUAUUCAAACGAAUUCGUGGCCAAAAUUUAAUGAAAACUUUAAAUUCUCCCUGGAACCUGAUAGAAAGUCUUCUUUUAAAAACAGUCCAAUAAAAUCCACUUCCGACAGUUCUAGCAAUGAAAUUGAUAAAUUUUUCCAUGGACAAUUUGUUGUAUUAACAGUUUAUGCACUAUUGGAGCUACCGCCUGCUAAUUUCAACCGAUUAAAUAAAACCUAUAGAUCUCUCAAGGAGCGAAGUGCUUCAAUUGUUCAAAGAAUUGCUGAACAAAAUUCGAAUUCUUCCGCUAAAAAUCCUAAGACAAAAGAAACAAAUUUGAAAGAGCAAAAUGAUUUAAAAAAUAAAGAAAAAGAUAAUGAAAAGGAAGAGUCUAAAAUGGCAAAAAGUGAAGCAAAAAGAAAUAUAGGAACCGUAACGUGCUAUUUAGAAUCAAAAAUUUUUAAAAGAAACUCUAGAAAUAAUAAUCAGUAUUUGACCGAUGAAUUUUGGUAUGCCAUUAAAGAUUUAACAGUAUCACAGAUUCCAGCUGCACAACCUAAACCAACGUUAAGUAUGAAUGCAGGAAAAGGCCAGUUGGAAAUCACUAUAGAAUAUUGCGAUUUAGAAAGUACUGAAAUAUCACCACCAUCACCAGUUGAAAAUUCAAAAACCAAAGAUAAAAGAAAUUCCUCGGAAUUGGAGACGACCACUGAUUCAACUGUCAGUUUAUUUAAAAAACCAUGGAUAUCGGAUAUAAAGAGAAAACUUUCAGUUCGAAAAUCAAAACCAACAAUAAAGGGUUACAUUCUUAAAGUAACUACAACGAAAUUUCGUUGUUCGAUUAAAGUUAAAGAUGAAUUUGAAUCAGCUGGUCAACAAAUUUAUAUUAAAACUAUUGUUUAUGAUGGUGAUAUACCAUUAUGCUCAUGGAAAAGUAAUCAUUUUGCACCAUCAUUAUCAUCACGUUGGGAUCCAAAAUUUACAAGAUUAGAAGUGCCAUUUCCAAACAUUAGCUGUUUAAAUCGAAUGCGAAUCAAAUCUCAGAUAGCAACUAAAGGAAAAGUUGGUAGAAAAAUUAUAUUAGCAAGUAUGGUAUACAAUUUAAGUGAUGAAAUUCUUAUAAAACCAAAUAAACCUAUUGUUGCGUGGUAUAAUUUGCAAUAA
Messenger RNA from Condylostylus longicornis, 1717 nucleotides. RefSeq lists its product as uncharacterized. The coding region runs from base 296 to 1717 and encodes 473 amino acids. The transcript is spliced from 6 exons. The record is from RefSeq and is a predicted model, not a curated record. NCBI's taxonomy places the organism in Eukaryota, Metazoa, Arthropoda, Insecta, Diptera, Dolichopodidae.